Paramecium tetraurelia is the source of this 5826-nucleotide messenger RNA. RefSeq lists its product as uncharacterized. Gene Ontology annotation, biological process: calcium ion import across plasma membrane. Gene Ontology annotation, cellular component: membrane; voltage-gated calcium channel complex. The record is from RefSeq and is a predicted model, not a curated record. The transcript is spliced from 6 exons. Lineage: Eukaryota; Ciliophora; Oligohymenophorea; Peniculida; Parameciidae. Gene Ontology annotation, molecular function: high voltage-gated calcium channel activity.
AUGUAAUAAUCAAAAAUAAUUGAGAGCUCUUAUAUAGAUAAUUACAAAAUGUUAAAAUUUAGAAAAUAUGUGCUUUACUUAUAUUUGAUAAUAAAGAGACUUUCUAAAAUUAUUGUAAGAUCCAGACUAUUUUAAUACAUAUUGACUUUAGUUACCUUAGGAAACAUAACUAUUUAUGUGUUUGAACAUCUUUAAUAGUAAGAGAAUAAAUAUAAAGAUAUUUAUUUUAUUUUUUUAUGGUUUUAUGUCGUAGAUAUAGUGUUAUAACUGUGUGCUUUCGGAUUGUUUCGUACGAAAUUAAUCUUUCUAUCAAGAGUGAUCGAUGCUUCAUUAAUUAUUCUAUUUUAUUAUCAUUUAAGCUAUUCUGACAAUAUUUUGGACAUAACACCAUUGAGAAUGACAAGAUUGUUGAAGCAUCUCGGAGGUAUUUUUGCUGGGUUAUAAAGAAUGAUUGAAGCAUUAAUAGAAUCCUUAAAAUUUAUUUUGGAAUCAACAGCAAUUGUAAUUUUAUUUGCUUUAUUUUUUGCCUCUCUAGGAACUUCAUUAUUUAUGGGUUUGCUUAAUUAAAGAUGCUUGCCAUCAGAUGAGUCAGAAUGGGUGUAAUGUUAGCAAGGUUUAUGUCCAGAUGGAAUGACUUGUUAGAUGACAGACAAAUCAUAUAAUAUUCCAACAAACUUCAACAAUAUCAUCUAUUCUUUUGGCCUUAUUUUAAAAACAGUUACAAUGGAUGAUUGGAGCUGGGUCAUGUAUUAUACAAUUAGGGCAUUUCAUCCAAUUGUCUGGAUAUAUUAUGUGUUGAUAAUAUUUGUGGGGGGGUUUUUCGGAUUCAAUCUUCCGAUAGCAGUAUUUAAGACUCAUUUCAGCGAAAUGCAAUUUAGAGAGGUGAAACAUUAAGAUGAAAGAGAAAAUGUACUCAGCAAAUCUAAUUUGACUAGAAUUGGAUUUUAUCACUACAUAAUUUAGUUGAAUUAAUUUUUGCUUUCAGACUCUCCUGAUAUCAUAAUAAAUGAGCCUUAGACAAACAAAAUACAAUAAUUUUUUGAUUUAUAACCAAGAAUUUUAUUGGGAAGUGUCUUAAAUGAAAAUCGAAUGAAUGAAAGCAAUUUUUCUCACCUAAAAAAUUAAAUAAAAAACUUUUCACUCAAAUUCUACCUCCUGCCAAAAUUAUCUAUUCUUUAAAAAUUCUACCUUAAUUUGGACAUCAAGAAAUUUACUUUAGAUUCAAAAAUUUAAGAAACUAUUAAAUAAUUUAGCAAAUCGUCGUUUUUACUUGAAAAAUAUGUAGAUUAUAAAUAUCAAUAUAUAUAAACAAGUCAAUUAGAUAUACUAAGAAAUUCACUUUUUCAGGUCCUUAAAACCACAGAUAAUAAAAAUUCUAAAGCCUAUAAAAAAAAAGUGUUUUACUAUUAACCAAUUUAACGGAAGAAAUAAGGAAUUUAAAGAGAAGGAAAAUCAUUUAAAUCUGAAUCAAUAGGAGCAAUACAAGCAAAUAAUCCGAGAUCUUUUGCUUAAUUACCUAUAAAAGUUUCAAAAAGAAUAAAAAAAAAUAGUUUAAAUCCUUCAGAAAUACAUGGUGUAAAAUCUAGUUCAAUGUCUUAUUCUCCAAAUGUGGGAGAAAUUCAUAAUAAAGAAAUUGAAAAGUAGAGAAGGAAGUUCCCUUACUUUAUUAGUGAAUAAUAAAAGUUCGUUCCUAAAGAAACUUUGUAUAAGCCUUUUACGAUAUAUCAUUGUGGCGAAUUGAAAGUACUUUUACAUGGGAAUUAUUUGGAUUAUGAAGAUGUUUAAAAGAGGAUAAAAGCCAAAAUUAAAUUUAAGCAGGAAGAGGAACUAAGAUUUUAAGAUGAAUACACCAAAAUCAAGAGAAAAGAGUUUCAAAAGAGAUUCAUUAAAUCAAGAAAUUGGUCUGGGAACAAUAUAUUGGCCAAUAAUUGGGUUUUAAUAAAAAAGUUCAAUGAUAUUUUUUAAUAGCUAAACCUAAGGGAUAUUGAAAUUUGGCAAAAAUCUUUCAGUGGUAUUUUGAUGGCUUUGAGAAAAUAUGCAUUUUUGAUAAUGCACUUUAAGUUAACAAAAUUUAUUUUUGAUUUAACAAUUCUUAUUAAUACACUAUUUUUAGCUUUACAAGGUAUAAUAUAAAGAAGCAUAAUUGAUUAAGUAGAAGAUAUUGCCACAAUAUUAUUAUCGACUGAAAUCAUUCUAUAAUUGAUUGUCUAUAAACCAAGAAGAAUUGCAAAAAACAAACAUCUUGUAAUUGAAUUACUCAUAGUCAUCUUGAGUUUGAUAGAAUUCGGGUUUAGUAGCUAUUUGAAUGUAAGUGAACAAUAUUUAAGACUAAUGAGAUCUACAAAAUGCCUUCUAUUUUAUAGAUGCAUAGCCUACAUCUACAUGGCUCGAAUAAUUGGAGCCAUAGCAUAAAUUACAUACAAGUCUUAUGUCUAUUUGGCCUUUCUUAUGUUCUUUAUGAUCUUUACUUUUGGGUUGAUUGGAAUGGAGUUGUAUGCUAAUAAAUUCGAUAGUUAUCACAAGGAAGGUUAUAUGCAUUCAUUUGAUGAUCCAGCGAAAGCAUUUAUGACAGUAUUUAAUAUAAUGACAAAUGAUGAUUGGUUUGGAGUUUAUAGAAUUGGUACAGAAGUGUAGACAGAACUCUCAAUAACUUAUUCUAUUGGGUUGGUGUUUACACUCAACUAUUUUAUUUAUGGAAUCAUGAUGGCUAUAUUAUUGGAUGGAUUUAGCCAAUAUUUAGAAAGGGAAUCCACAAACGACUAAAAUGAAUUCCUGAAAGAUAAGAUUAAAUAAAUAAAUAAACUCAACAAGCAAUUAAAUUCUUAGGCUUCAGAACAUGAUUCUGAUUCAGAAUCCGAAUCAAACUCUAGUUCAUCCUCAAUACAAUAAUACUAGGAUUAAGCUAACAAUGUCUAAAGUGUUACUAAUAGAUAUCAUGUAAGAAAGGAGAGUAUGUCCCCUGACAAUAUCUUAGCAUCUUCUAAUAAUUUAAGAGAGUAAUUAAAGAGGGAUAGUAAUUUCACAGAAAAAAUAUUUCAUUCUCUACAAUUCCCAGUGGCCAGAACUAGAAAAAUGGAUUAAUAGGAGGAGGAGAAAAAGAAAAUAAAAGAAGAUUUUAGAAGAUUAAAGGGCAAAGUCAACAUGCUAAGGGUGAAGUCUUCUGAACCGAAAACUAUUAAAUAUUUGUAAGAUAAUUUAGAACAGGUCUACAAGAAAACAUUCAAACAGAAUCAUAAAUUGUAUGCUGGGGUUGAUUGCUUGCAAUCCUACUAUUGCUUUAGUAGAUCGAAUUCUUUAAGAAAACUCUUCUUUAGAAUCAGUGUUAGUGCUUAUACCAAAUAUUUUAUUGAUUUGAUAUUGCUUCUCUCCAUUACUUAUUUGGCUCUACCACAGGAUAUUUAGGAAACACCCUUGUGGGUUACCAUAUUAUUUAUUUUGAAUUCAACAAUUUUUAUUGAAUUUAUAAUUAAAUCUAUCGCUUUUGGGGCAUGUCUUGAUAAGGGAUCAUAUCUAAAUUAUACAUGGAAGGUGAUUGAUUUAGUAUAUAUAAUUGUGUAUUAUUUGGAAUUCUUUAAAAUUGCCAAUCUACCUAUUUUUAUUGUGAUAGAGACCUUUAUAUAUUUUAGACCUUUGAAGUUGCUUUAUCGAAUAAAAUGGGUAGUUCGAGUGAGAGCAGCUUUAACAUAAUCCUUAUUUGAUAUUAUCAAUGUUUUUGUAGUCUUGCUUUUAGUGUGGCUAAUGUUUGCUGUUUUUUCAAUGAUGCUGUUUGCAGGUAAAAUGGGGUUUUGUGAGGAAUAAAUAAAUUAUGAUGUGGGGUAGUAGGAGUGUAUGAAACAAGGCAAAGAAUGGAGAGUAUAUAAGCACAAUUUUGAUAAUAUUACUACUGCAAUGCCUGUAUUAUUCAUUAUUUCAACCUUUGAUGGAUGGGGUUCAGUCUUAUGGGUGUCACAGAACAGCAGAGAAGCUUCGAAUGGCCCGCAUCCUUAUUUCAGUUAAAUUCCAUCAUAUUUAUUUUAUGUGGCCUUUUGCACUGUAGGAUCAAUGUUUUUCCUGUAGUUGUUCACUGGUGUGUUAUUCAUCAAUUUAAAGGCCAACUCGAAAUUAAUGGAGAACCAGUAAUUAACAUAGGCACAAUUAGAGUAUAUUAAGAUUUCAGAAAUCAUUCUACAUGAUCAUCCCAUAAGAGCCUCCUUACCUAGAUCUUAAUUAAGGAGGAUCUUGAGUAAUUUCAUUAUGAAUAAAUACAUGGAUUUGUGCAUGUUUUCUAUUUUGCUAGUAAAUUGCGUUGUUAUAAUGAUGAUUUAUCAUUCAGCUGAUGAUCUUUAUAAUGGAAGGAUCAAUAAGAUUCAUCAUGUUUGUACUUUAAUUUUUGCGACUUGGUUGCUACUCCAAUUUUUGAUCUUAGGAAUCAAUAGAUUUAAGGAUAAUUUAUGGAGAACCUAUACAUCCUUGGUUAUUAUUUUAGGAGUUGUUGAUUUGAUUCUGGAUUAUAAAUAUGAUUGGUUCCGGUUGUAUUGCUACUCAACCUAAUUAACUUAGCAUUAUUAAUUGCUGAGAGUGUUGUACACUCUGAGAAAUUUAAGAAUCAUACUCAUCUUCCAAGGAUUGUAGAAGCUCUAAAGAUUAGUAAGAGUAAUGUCAUUUGCAUUUCCAUUCUUACUUAAGAUUCUUUUCAUCCUCCUAAUUAUAAUGGUUGUGUUUGCCUUUUAUGGAGUGAUGUUAUACGGAACUAUAGACAAGGGGGAAGUCAUUAAUGAUCUAAUCAAUUUUUCAAACUUUUGGUUGGCAAUGUUGACACUUUUUAAAUGCGUUAGUGGUGAUGAUUUUCGAUCCAUUAUGAAUGACUGUAUGCAUCACAAUCCUUAUUGUUCAGAAGACCCUAAAUAUUGUGGUUCACCCUAUGCUUAAAUCUAUUUUAUUUCUUUUAUGCUCAUAUCUAAUUAUAUCCUAUUGAAUUUGUUUGUUUUGGCAAUGAUAGAAUAAUUUGAAUUCUUCUUUAACAAUUAAGAUUCCAUUCUUUAAACAUACGUAGAAAAUAUCGACUCAUUUAGAAAAGCAUGGUUCAAAUUCUCAAGUUAGAAUGGACAAGUAUUAAGCAUUAGAUGCUUGCCUCAUCUAUUGAUUGAAAUCAAAGAACCACUCGGCUGUAAACCCUAUGAUAAUGUGUGGGAUGCUGCCAAAUUGAGUUUGCAAUUUAAUCUAUUUUGUGACAUUGGAGAUAACAUCUCCUAUAAUUAAUUGCUAUACGAGAUUUUUCAUCGUCGAUAUUAGAAGCAGAUCUUCGACCAAUGUUCAGAAAUGGCAGCUCAAAAGAUGUCUUAGUUCCAUAAGACUAUGAUUUUUAGAUUAGCCUACUAUCGAAGAAGAGGAUUUAGAUAGAGAAGGAAAAACAUUGGACCUCAACUUAAAUUAGAUGGAAAUGGCAAUAUAAUGCAUAUGUUAUUGAUGUCGUUAGUUGCAUUCAAAGUCUGGAGAUCAUAUACCAAUCACAUAAUUGCUAACAUUAUUACGGACUAAUAAUAUUUCUCGGAAAGAACUGUAAGGGAUACUGAACCUAUCAGACAUUCUAUUACACUGAAAAGCAUUGAGAGUUAAGAAUCUAGGAUAAAAUUAAAUGAUAAUCCUGUUUAUCAAAAAAGAAGGAUGGGUAGAAUGAAGAGAGUUUCAUUGCAAGGAUAAAUUAAUGACUAUUUACCAGGGGAUUGCAUAAACCCAAAACCUGUGUUAAAAAGAAAAAGUAGUUUUGGGAUAGAGGAAGGAAAUGUUUAAACAGUUUAUCAUUCGCGUUAAAUAUAGAGGAUAUAAAAAAUAUAUAAAUUGAAUUGA